GUUUGGGGCUGGGACCCCAGAGACCUAGGUGCAAGGGAAGUGGGCUGAGGCCAGGCCAGGGCUCCCCUCCCUCUGCAGAGCCCAGGAUGCCCCUCGGCUGCAGCAGCUUCUGAGCUCAUGGAGCCCUCAGCCACCCCAGGGGCCCAGACGGGGACCCCCACUGGUGGUGGGGAACCGUCACCGUCACCGGUGCCUCCUGACUACGAAGACGAGUUCCUGCGCUAUCUGUGGCGCGAUUAUCUGUACCCGAAGCAGUACGAGUGGGUCCUCAUCGCUGCCUACGUGGCUGUGUUCCUUGUGGCCCUGGUGGGCAACACGCUGGUCUGCCUGGCCGUGUGGAGGAACCACCACAUGAGGACGGUCACCAACUACUUCAUUGUCAACCUGUCCCUGGCUGACGUGCUGGUGACAGCCAUCUGCCUGCCAGCCAGCCUGCUGGUGGACAUCACUGAGUCCUGGCUCUUCGGUCACGCCCUCUGCAAGGUCAUCCCCUAUCUCCAGGCCGUGUCUGUGUCGGUGGCAGUGCUGACUCUCAGCUUCAUCGCCCUGGACCGCUGGUAUGCCAUCUGCCACCCGCUGUUGUUCAAGAGCACCGCCCGGCGUGCCCGUGGCUCCAUCCUGGGUAUCUGGGCUGUGUCACUGGCUGUCAUGGUGCCCCAGGCCGCUGUCAUGGAAUGCCGCAGCGUGCUCCCCGAGCUAGCCAACCGCACCCGGCUCUUCUCGGUCUGUGAUGAACACUGGGCAGAUGACCUCUAUCCCAAGAUCUACCACAGUUGCUUCUUCAUUGUCACCUACCUGGCCCCGCUGGGCCUCAUGGCCAUGGCCUAUUUCCAGAUCUUCCGCAAGCUCUGGGGCCGCCAGAUCCCUGGCACCACCUCGGCCCUGGUGAGGAACUGGAAACGGCCCUCAGACCAGUCGGAGGACCAGGGACAGGGCCCCAGCACAGAGCCCCCGCCUCGGGCCCGGGCCUUCCUGGCCGAGGUGAAGCAGGUGCGAGCUCGCAGGAAGACGGCCAAGAUGCUGAUGGUGGUGCUGCUGGUGUUUGCCCUCUGCUACCUGCCCAUCAGUGUCCUCAAUGUCCUCAAGAGGGUGUUUGGGAUGUUCCGCCAAGCCAGUGACCGAGAGGCCGUCUACGCCUGCUUCACCUUCUCCCACUGGCUGGUCUAUGCCAACAGCGCAGCCAAUCCUAUCAUCUACAACUUCCUCAGUGGCAAAUUCCGGGAGCAGUUUAAGGCCGCCUUCUCCUGCUGCCUGCCUGGCCUGGGUCCCUGCGGCUCUCCGAAGGCCCCCAGCCCCCGCUCCUCUGCCAGCCACAAGUCCUUUUCCUUGCACAGCCGGUGCUCCGUCUCCAAAGUCCCUGAGCACGUGGUGCUCACCAGUGUCACCACGGUGCUGCCCUGAGCGAGGGCUGCCCUGGUGGCGGCAGGGUGUGCAAGCCUUGGGCUUGCUCCUCUGGCUCCUGGGGGACCCACCUCCUCGUGGAGACUGCUGGAUGCAGGGGGGAGGCUGGGGCUCCAGACCUGGUUUUCUGCCUGUUUAACUCUGGGCAAGUGACUUCCCUUCUCUGAGCCCUGUCUCCUAAGCAGGAUUGAUGGGAGGAUUAAGCAUGCUCGAGAAGGCGGAAAGCCUUUUGUAGAUUGGGAAGUGUCAUGGAUAGGAUUAUCAUAUUCCUCUCGAGUGGCUGUGCCCCACGGUACCAUCCAUCCCCAUCGUCCUUCCGCAGCCUGGCCUUCCUCCCAAAGAUCCCCCUCCCACCCAAUCACAGGCCUUCCCUGGAGUCUGCUGUAAGGGUCCCGGCAGGCAUUCCCAUCUGGCCGAGUGGCUCCGGCUAAAGCCCAGUUGUUCUGAGGCCCGUGCGAACUAAUCUGGGUCCAUCCAGCCUUCUCCCAGCGGGAACAGAGCCCUGUCCUCACCAGGCGCCUGGUGCACACACCAUAGACUGGACUCUGUUGGCUUUCUGGUGUGAUAGAACACUCUCCAUGUGGCCAUUUGGCAUGGAGGCCAGCAGCCUGAAGCAAUUGUAAUUAAAAGCCUGGCACUGAAUGUUCCCUUUCCUUGUCAUUGCACAAAAUCUGUGCUGCCUAGGUGAGGAGAGAGAAGGUGGGGAAGCUUGGGGAGGGGAGCAGACAGGCAGCACUGGAAUGCUAGUAUCUGCUGACCGCUCCCACCCCCCACCCCCAACACACUGGAUCCCAGAGGGGCUCCUAGCCAGGAUUCAGAGCGCACGCGGUGCCGCCCCCUCAGGCGGUGCCAACCCUCCAAUGCCCAGGACCCGGAUCCUUGCCACAUCUGUCUGCUUCUGGGCCUGGCGGCCUCUGGGAGGUAAGGGAGAUGGCGGCAGCAGGUGCGGGGCGGGGAGCGGUGGGCAGACAGCAGGGUUCACAGACUGAUUUACUGUUACCUUCCCCUUCUUGGAAAUCGGGCUCGCAUUUACUUUCUCUGAACUCACAGGAUAAAAAGAGAAAGCCGCAGACAUGCUCCGUCUGCCACCAGGAUGAUUAGAGGGCUGCCAGAGGCCCCGAUCCCCGUUGCCAGAGCAGGAAGUGGAGUGCAGUCUGAAGCACCGCUCUGCUGAGAGGGUGGGAGGCAUCUGGCAGGGGCCGGCUCGGCCGUGCGCACCACCGGCUCUGCUUAACUUGAUUAAUGGAGCUUCGGGCUCCCUCUGACCUCACCCGUCCAGAAAUGGGGCGAAGGCACGGUCCUGCCAGGGGCCCAGCCCGGGAAUGCUUUCGCACCCCUCCUCUUAGACAUCACGCUUUCCAAGAGCAGGUGGAAGGUACGGCCUAAGUAUGUCAUCCACCCCUUGGAUGACUCACCAACCUGGCGCUCGUGGCCAUUUUCACAGAUGUGCGGUCAUUGCCAGGCGGGACGGGCUGCCCUCUCCUUCCGCACUCCCGCUGGCCUUAGGAUCCAGAGCUGUGUGUGGAGUUUCGUGUAGCCGGGCUCGGAGGUCCAGUGGGCAGAGUGAGGUGUGAGGGCUGGACCCGAGCUCGGAACCACUUACCCACAGGGACCAACCCACAGGGACCAACCCACGGGGACGAACCCAGGCCUGGGGCUCCUCGGCCCUGGCCUAGCACAAGGCUGACACUAUGAUUGGCACCACUCUAGAGGCAGGCUUCAGGAGACACUUGGCUCAGUGGGAGCAAAGAAACGACAGAAGCUUCCCCUAAUGGCCUCAUUUCUACUCUACCCUGCUGGCUGAACUCAGUCCCCUGGUGGGCCCGAGGCCUCCCUUUGGGGGGAUUCGGAUGAGCUGGAGAAAAUUCAGAGGACCAGGAUACCCAGGUGAGCAGUGCUCAGGGAAGAGCUGCUAAAGCACCCGGGACCACCCAGCCCAGGGAACGAAGGCCCGGGGGACACAUGGUGGCACGUUCCAGGUAUCUAGAAGCUUGGCAUGCAGAAAGGGGUGAUACAGGUUCUGGGUGGCCCAAGACAGAAAACCAUAGUCAUGGGUGGUGUUUUCAAGGUGGCAGGAUUUGGAAUCCCAUCAGCAAGAAGUGCUGCUUGUCGAAGAGGAAGCUUGUUUCCUGGAAGGGCACUGAGCUGUCCCCGGAGGAUGGCAAGCAGAGGCGGGACUCAGGGUGGGGCAACGGGGAGAUCUAGCCCCGGGUGGAGGCUGGUCUGGUGCCAGGAUUCUAGCACAUGGCAGCCCAGGGGACAACAGGGCUGAACUGGCUGAGCCCGGCAAACCUAUUGGGCUCACUGAGCUGCUUCCCCCAAGCACCCAGUGCAGGGACAAGAGCUUUCUUAUCUUCAUCACCCAAAGCAAAAGGAUUAUCACACUGGUGCCCGUGAUAAAGUCCCCCAACAAACCAGAAUGUCUGGUGUCUUAGCUUUUGAUUGAAAUUCUGUCAGAUCACUACAGACAUUUGGUGUAGACUGGUUAUCAUGCUGAUCUAAGGAUCUAGCUGGCAAGCACAGAUGUCUGUGCUUAAUAAAAAUGGGGGGAAAGUUAUGACUUAAUAAAUGCAGUUUGUCUGCAAGAUAAAACUAAGGCUUGAGAUAAUGAAAAAGCCAUGCUGUGAAAAGUUUAGGGCGGCUGCCCGUAACCUACCACGCCAGCCCUAAAACCGUUAUCAAACACAGCUGGCUUCUUGAAGUGAACCUGGCCAGUCCCUACAUUUCAACUUCACCCUGGCAAAUGGCACCAGCCCCACGUGGGCCAUGUCCCCCCGAGACACUUCUUUCUGCAUGGUGUGGUCUACGCUACGUACUUACAUACGCGGUGAACGAGGAAGGGACGAGUGGCCGAAUGGGCACGCACACGGGGGUGUGAACUGGAGCCAGGAAGUGUGACGGAAAACGCGGAACUCCAGAGUUCUGUCCUUUUAUUGAGCUUACAGUUUCACUGAACUUUUGGCCCCGAAAGAAAAAACACACAACUUAAAAAAACAGCAUUGGCAGUGGGAGGUGACAACUGUCCCCUGGGGAUUGAAGCCGAGCAGAGAAUGGCAGGCAAGUGAGGGGUCCGAGCUGCAGAGGGGUAGCCUGGCCAAGGGUGCCCAGAGAGCAGGCGGUCCAAGCCCCCGAGCAGGGCCAGCAGCCAGGCAGCUAUAAGACAACACACGGGGAUUUGGGGACACGGGGUGGUGGAAUCCAAGCCACUUGGUCCCGCGGACAAACCUCCCUCGUGCUUGGUCAGCUUCCACUUUGGAGAAACUGGGUUCAUCUGACAAGACGGUAUGGGUGAAGGGACUCAGGUGCUAAUGGCAUGAGGCUGAUGAUCACUUACCCCUGGUGUCAGGGCGGAGAAGUGACAGCUAGAGGCUAGAGCCCAGCGGACUGGACACUAACUGGCAUCUUCUGCUCCUGGCACGAGGCUGGGCCAUUGAAAUACUCAGGGCUCCAAGGGCAUUCAACGUCCAGUCCUCUCUUUGGCCACCUCCUGUGUGGCCUCAGCCUAGGUCCCCGCUAUUUGGUGACUGACACAAGACUCCCAGCCCUCUUCGGGAACAGCGCUGCAUCAGGCAAGGGAGAAUCUUUUUCUAGGAGGGACAGGAAAAGCGGAGAGGCCCGCAUGCCUCUCCCGCUCUAAGGGGCCAGGAAAGGCCCCUGGUACACUCCACUCUACAGAUGGGCUGGGUCAUAGCAUCCGAGAAGCUGUCAUGGUGACGAAGUCCUCGAAGCUGAGCCGAAUGGUGCCCUGUACAGCUGUGUCCUUCUCCCGGAAAGCCUCGGUCAGCACCUGCAGCUGGGUGCACACCUGGAUGAAGCGGUCUAGCUGCAUGGUGGGGUUGGCAGAGCGCGGGCAAUAGCGGGAGACCAGGAGCUGGGUGAACUGGGGGCUCAGGUUGUAGCCCAUUUGGGACAGAGCUGCAGGGGAGGGAGGGGCACAGAGAGCAGACACAAAACCUUACCACGAGCACCACCAUCCACCAGCUCCGUGGAGCAUGGCAGUGCAGGGGACUUGGAGGAGAUGAGCGCCAAAACGGAGAGGACAGAGGUUCCUAGGGUCUGUCCAAGAUGGUGGGAGCACAAAAGGGGCUCUAGCUGGAUGGUGCCCUUAGCUGGAAAGCUCCCAUCCCUUUCUCCAAAUCUCCACUACUGCCUGUUCAGUCGGGGCCAUGGGGUCCCAGAAGGACACGGGGCUAGCUCUUCUGUGACUCAUGUGCAUUACAGAAGGAAGCCCGCGCCCCCGGGACCAACCUUCCCGGGGCGGACAUCAGAGGCGGUAGGACAGAGUAGACAUGACAAAGGCCUGCUCCGUAGUCGAGACAGCCCUUCAGCAAGUUGCUUACCCUUGCUAAGCCCCUGUCUUAUCAUCCCUAAAAUGGGAAUAAUACUUACCUUGUAGGUUCUAGUAAGGAUUAAAGGAGGUGAUCCUAUAAAGCACUUGGCGCGGUGCUUGACACAUAACAACACUUUGUUAUUUGUUAAAAAUAAUCAAAUCGUCUUCCUCUCCCCAGGCGAGGCUGCUGGGCAGUUCCAAGGUCACGGCCUGCGUGCCGCUCUCUGUCCCUCCACCUGGGAGGCUUCCUUUGUUCCUCUCUGCACAUCUACCAGCCCAGGCUAAAAGCUCCCCUUUUGCUACGUGGCCCUUGGGGAAGUUGCCUAAACUAAGCCUCAGUUUUCUCACCUGUAAAGGGGCAAUAAUAAGAGAUCCCUCACCUAAGAGUGGGGAACAGUAAACAGUAGCUAUUGCACGGGCAGAACAAGUGAUGUAACAUUAUCAGAAGCGCUUCAUACAGUGCCUGGCACACAGCAAGCGCUCCGUUAAGUACUGAUUUUGGUGUAAACGUCACCCUCACCAAUAUCCGUGACAGGACCCGGCAUGAUCAGUACAGGUCAUCUCUGUUUCCUUCAACCAGGGCACAGACAUGGUGAGCUCACCCCCACCCAGAGCUCCUCAGUCUGACUGAAAUCCACAGUCAAGCAAGGAAGGGGCCAGGUUCUCAGGAAGCCCUUUCCCCCUCCCAGGUGGCAAAGCUCCCUGUCAGAUCCUUAUCACCCCACUAACCACCCAUCUUGUAGAGUCCGAAAUGGAACCAGACCUGGAGCUACGGCCUCAGGCCAUCUUACCCGAAUGCAACUUUUAGCGUGGUCUGGAUCCCAGGGUUGGGAAGGAAACUGCCUUCUAGCAGAGCUGGUAACAAAAACCACCUUUCUGAGUCCUUGUACAGGGCUCUUUCCAUUCUGCAUGCUAGAAACUAGAGAGGAAAGAGCCACACAGGCCCCACACACUGGUCUCAAAGUGCCCUGGGCCGCCGAGCUCCCAUCCCCGAGGCUCCCUGCUGGCUGGUCUCUCUCAUCUAGUGGUACCAGGAGUCCAGCCCCGAUCCCGGAACCAGGUGCCCUCUUGCCCUGGAUCUUGGCUCAGUGCCCCAGCCUGAUCACAGAAGGGAUGGGGAAGGGACCCGUGCUGAGUUUUAGAGUGUAGGUGGACAUGUGGGAGUCAGAGGCUAGAGAAAACCCCCUGCCCUGCAUAGGGAGUAAAUGGAAAAGUCUAGCUCUGCCUGUGCAGAGUCCCCACCGUGGCCCUCACCUUGCUGCAGCUCGGUGUAGCUGAUGGAGCCCGAGCGGUCCCGGUCAUACUGCUGGAAGAGGUUCUUCCACUGCUGGAUGAACUUCCACAGAGCCGAGAAACCAUAGAUGUCGAUGCGGCCUGACUUUGUCUUGUCAAACAUGUCUUGGGUGGAGACGGGGUGGAGGGAAGAAAAGCUUCAAGACUGAGGGCCGAGGGUCCGUGGGUACAACCCAGGCCAGAGUAGGAGACUCCACAGAGCCACGGGCCCGAGGCCCAGAUGCUUGUACCUGAGACACACUCUCAUCAAGUGUUGACCAGCCCCUACCCUUGGCCACCCUCAGCUCUAGCCAUUCCAGAACUGCGUAUUCUCUGUACGCUUGGCAGCUGACCACCUCUGUGCCAUCUGCUACCAGGGCAGGGGGUCCCACUCUGCAGAACGGAAAACGGCAUGUGACUCAGCGGGGUCCGGAACUUGAGAAAAGAUCUCAGGGAAGGAGCUCUCAGUCUAGAGGAUCUCACCUUGAACCCAACUUCCUGCCUGAAAUCCUCCCUGGCAGGAAGAUUUCUCCUCAGAAUGGCUGCCCAGCCACCAUCAGGUCUCAGGUGGCACUGCCCCAGCUCGAGCCCACGGGGAAGGGCUAGGACUCACUUAUCAUCAUGAGGCACGUCUCGUCGUUGAACGAGGACCAGUUGGAGUUGACCAGAGCCUGCUUCAGCUCCUUGAUGGAGAUGUAGCCACUGUGAUCAGAGUCUACGGACUGGAACCAGGAGUAAGCCUCAGGAUCCACGUUGGGAGGAACACCACCUGCAGGAAGGGGUGCAAGCCAGAGGAAUUAGUCACAGGUCUCAAGGCCAGUGUGAAGAAAUACUGGGGAGGGCCGGCCUCGGUGCCUCGCUGGCAAUGGGUUUUCCUUACCCACAAAGCCUCACAGGUCCACCGACCCCGUCUCCCCUUAAGCCAACAGCCUUGUUCUCAUGGAAGAGGACCUUCAGUGCAGACUCAACGAGUAUUUGCAGCCGGCUUCUACUCUGUGAACCUGCUGGGCUUUUCCUACAGUGUUCCAGUCAUUUCUCUCUUUGAUCUUAAGUUUCUAAGGAACAGGGACUUUCCGGCUGACUGAGAAUUCUCUGCAAAGAAGGAUUAUCUCUUCCCCAAAGACCGGCAACCCAAAAACAUUUGCUGAGCAGCUACCAGGCACAGCCCAGGGAUGAAUAUUUUGAGAGUCACAGCAGCAAGGGGCCCUCUGGUGUGGGAAUCAGGUCUGAUCCAGGUCUGAUCUUCCUGGCAUGGUGACAGCUGACAUAUUCUAUCAGGAGUCACCAGAGUGUGCGUGGCCACAGAACUCUACCUCUUCUUGUUCCCCAUCACCUCCAACGCGAGGACCCAUCCCCAAACCUCCCUGGAGACAUCUCUGACACCUCCUCACCCCCACACACCCAGAGAGAGCUGCCCGGUUCUGUGAGAUCCACACACAGGUGCCUCCUCCCCGUUCCGACGCACCUGCACUGGUUCAGACACCUCUCACGUGGAUUGUUGUAACAAACCAAAAUGCCUAACCAACCCAUCCUUACAGCUACUCUCUGCCACCCUGUCCCUUUAGAGUAAUCUCCAAAAUUAACUCAGUUCUAACCCAUUACCCCUCGCCUCAACUCAAACCUCUUUCAAGGCUCCCCACCGCCUGCAAAAUAAAGUCCAGCAUCCUUAACACAGCAUGCCAGGCCCUCCCGCAAUGUGGUCCAUUCUUGCCUACCUCUCGCACUCUGUCCCCCUCGCAGCUCUGUUCCAGCCGAGAUGGAGCAUUAUAUACUCACUCUUAGCCACCCCUGCUCAUUCCCACAGCGGAGGCUUUGCUGCUCCCCGCCGUGUAACCCUUUCUCCCUCGUCUCUCUGCAUCCAUUUCCUGUCUCCCUGCAACACCCAAAUGAAAUGCUGUUCCUUCCAUAAAGCCUUCCCUAUUCUUCCAUCUCUGGACCAGCUUCCUUCCCCUCUCCUUUGUACUCCUUCUCUCUUGUUUUUUUUAUUAGUUUUUAAAAACUUUAUUUUUUUGAGAGACAGAGUGUGCACGAGUGGGAGAGGGACAGAGAGAGAGGGAGACAGAAUCCCAAGCAGGCUCCGCACCAUCAGCACAGAAGCUUGGAUGCAUGAACCGUGAGGUCAUGACCUGAGCCAAAACCAAGAGUCAGAUGCUUAACCGGCUGAGCCACCCAGGCGCCCCUGGAUCAGGCUUUAGGAAGCGCUGUUCCAGGGAGUCACUAGCUGCACUGGAAAGGAGACAAAGGUGGCCACACGAGGGGAAGCCGCAGAUGGCGAGCAGCGAAAGGUCUGAGGCACAUUUCUCCUCUCUCUGCAGCCCUAGAGAUGAUCUCUGGCCUCAGGUCCUAUGGGGAUAAGCCUCCCAGAGAGGGGCUCCUUCCCCUGCAGUGACCUCAUGUGGGCUCACAGAUGAGAUUUCAAAAGGACGAGGGACUCCGCCAUGAAGCUGCUGGGCUGAAAGCAAACAGCCAGAAGCUCUGAGCUCUGACAAGAUAAAUGCCACUGCCUCGGUGUUUAGAACCCCCAAGAUGUGAGCAUCUCCCUCGGGGCCGCCCGCCUGGGAACGAGCGCGAAGAUGCCGCAGCCGCCCAGCGGGGCCGCUCCCUGGAGGCCGUGCAGGUGCGCCAGGGCGGUUCUAGGUGCCGUGCUGCUGGCUUGGUCUCCUGGGGGUAAGCGUUCUGUGAAGAGGCUGAGUCCGUGAGGACAUAGGGAGCCAGGCACUCCCCCUCCCUGACCCCCUGUCUGCAGCCACUUGGAAAUUUGCACUGAGCCUGAGGCAGCCCACCAGGAUUCUCUGCUUCCACUGGAUCUCCAAGCCCCCCUCCCCCCGCCACCGACCUUGUCCAGUACCUCACC
This is a messenger RNA of Acinonyx jubatus (cheetah), 9857 nucleotides long. It is a transcript of the gene HCRTR1, whose product is annotated as hypocretin receptor 1. NCBI's taxonomy places the organism in Eukaryota, Metazoa, Chordata, Mammalia, Carnivora, Felidae. The coding region runs from base 118 to 1401 and encodes 427 amino acids. Gene Ontology annotation, biological process: G protein-coupled receptor signaling pathway; feeding behavior. Gene Ontology annotation, molecular function: orexin receptor activity. The record is from RefSeq and is a predicted model, not a curated record. The transcript has 7 exons. Gene Ontology annotation, cellular component: membrane.